AUGGAGUCACUGGACGAGCUGGACCUGCUGCUGCUGGAGGAGGACGGCGGAGCGGAGGCCGCGCCGCGGGUGGAGCUACUUCAGGAGAAGACGGACACUUUCUUUCCUGGAACAGUUCUCAGCCGAGGAGUGGAUAACCGAUACCUGGUGCUAGCCGUGGAGACCGUGCAGGAUGAGAGAGGAGCUGAGGAGAAGCGCUUGCUCAUCACCGCAUCCCAGGACAGAGAGCAUGAAGUUCGGUGCAUCCUGAGGAACGGCUGGUGUUCGGUCCCGGUGGAGCCAGGGGACAUCAUUCACUUAGAGGGAGACUGCACAUCUGAGCCGUGGAUAAUUGACGAUGACUUUGGCUAUCUCAUCCUGCACCCGGACAUGCUGAUCUCUGGCACAAGCGUGGCUAGCAGCAUUCGGUGUCUGAGAAGAGCUGUCCUGAGUGAGACUUUCAGGGUCUCUGAUCCAGCCACCCGCCAAAUGCUGGUCGGUACGAUUCUCCAUGAAGUCUUUCAGAAAGCAGUAAGCGAGAGCUUUGCCCCAGAGACGCUCCAAGAGCUUGCCCUUCAGACUCUCCAAGAAGUAAGGCAUUUGAAGGAGAUGUAUCGCUUGAAUCUGAGUCAAGAAGAAAUAAGAUGUGAAGUUGAGGAAUAUCUCCCCUCUUUCUCUAAGUGGGCCGAGGACUUCAUGCAUAAAGGCCCCCUUGCUGAAUCCCCUCAGAUGCAGCUCUCUCUGCCAAGCGAUGGCAGUAACAGAAGUUCACCUUGUAACAUUGAAGUCAUCAAGUCGCUGGAUAUUGAAGAAAGCAUCUGGUCCCCUAGGUUUGGACUGAAAGGCAAAAUAGACGUCACAGUCGGAGUCAAAAUCCAUCGAGGUUGUAAGACGAAGUAUAAGAUAAUGCCGUUGGAGCUGAAAACUGGCAAAGAAUCGAAUUCUAUCGAACACCGAAGUCAGGUGGUCCUGUACACACUGCUAAGCCAGGAGAGACGAGAGGACCCUGAGGCUGGCUGGCUUCUCUACCUCAAGACAGGGCAGAUGUACCCUGUGCCCGCCAACCAUCUGGACAAAAGAGAACUGCUGAAGCUCAGGAACCAGCUGGCCUUCUCCCUGCUGCACCGAGUGAACAGAGCAGCUCCGGGGGAGGGGGCACGGCUUUCUGCCUUGCCACAAAUAAUCGAGGAAGAGAAAACUUGUAAAUAUUGUUCGCAGAUAGGCAACUGUGCUCUUUAUAGCAGAGCAAUUGAAGAACAGGUAGAUGACGCUUCCAUCCCAGAAAGCAUGCUGUCCAAAAUCCAGGAAGAAACCCGGCACCUGCAGCUGGCACACUUGAAGUAUUUCAGCCUGUGGUGUCUCAUGUUAACGUUGGAGUCGCAAUCUAAAGAUAACAGAAAGAAUCACCAGAGUCUCUGGUUAACGCCUGCUUCCAAACUGGAGGAGAGUGGCAACUGCAUUGGAAACCUAGUCAGGACGGAGCCUGUAGAGCGAGUUUGUGAUGGACAGUACUUAUAUAAUUUUCAGCGGAAAAAUGGCCCCAUGCCAGCCACCAAUCUGAUGGCAGGGGACAGGAUUAUUUUAAGUGGAGAAGAGAGAAAACUAUUCGCUUUGUCUAAAGGCUACGUGAAGAAGAUUACCAAGGCAGCCGUCACCUGCUUGCUAGACAGGAACUUGUCGACACUCCCAGAAACAACAUUGUUUCGAUUAGACCGGGAAGAAAGGCAUGGGGAUAUAAAUACUCCGUUAGGAAAUCUGUCUAAACUGAUGGACAACACAGAUACCAGCAAAAGACUUCGAGAAUUAAUCAUUGACUUCAGGGAACCUCAGUUCACAGCCUACCUCAGCUCCGUCCUUCCACACGAUGCGAAGGACACGGUGGCCAGCAUUCUAAAGGGUUUGAAUAAGCCUCAACGACAAGCAAUGAAGAAGGUUCUUCUUUCUAAAGACUACACACUCAUUGUUGGCAUGCCGGGGACAGGCAAGACGACGACAAUAUGUGCCCUUGUAAGGAUCCUCUCUGCCUGUGGUUUCAGCGUUCUGCUGACCAGCUACACACACUCUGCUGUUGACAAUAUUCUCUUGAAGUUAGCCAAGUUUAGAAUCGGAUUUUUGCGUCUGGGUCAGUCUCAUAAGGUCCAUCCGGACAUCCAGAAGUUCACAGAGGAGGAGAUUUGCAGAUCGAGGUCCAUUGCGUCCUUAGCCCAUCUAGAAGGGCUCUAUAACAGUCACCCUAUCGUUGCAACAACCUGCAUGGGAGUAAACCACCCAAUAUUUUCCCGGAAGACUUUUGAUUUCUGUAUUGUGGAUGAAGCCUCUCAGAUCAGUCAGCCCGUCUGCCUGGGCCCACUGUUCUUUUCUCGGAGAUUUGUGUUGGUGGGAGACCAUCAGCAGCUCCCUCCCCUGGUUCUAAACCGGGAAGCCAGAGCUCUGGGCAUGAGUGACAGCUUGUUCAAGAGGCUGGAGCAGAAGGAGAGUGCUGUUGUGCAGCUGACCGUGCAGUACCGAAUGAACAGGAAGAUUAUGUCCUUGAGUAACAAGCUCACAUACGAAGGGAAACUGGAGUGCGGAUCAGACAGAGUGGCCAACGCAGUGAUAACCCUGCCCAACCUCAAGGAAGUCAAGCUGAGCCUGGAGUUUUAUGCUGAUUAUUCUGAUAACCCCUGGCUGGCGGGAGCAUUUGAGCCAGACAAUCCCGUUUGUUUCCUUAAUACAGAUAAGGUCCCAGCGCCAGAACAAAUUGAAAAUGGUGGCGUGAGCAAUGUCACGGAAGCCAGGCUCAUCGUCUUCCUAACCUCAGCUUUUAUAAAGGCAGGCUGCAGCCCCUCAGAUAUCGGCGUCAUUGCACCGUACCGGCAGCAGCUGCGGGUCAUCAGCGACCUACUGGCCCGGUCUUCUGUUGGGAUGGUUGAGGUUAACACAGUAGACAAAUACCAGGGAAGGGACAAGAGUCUCAUCCUGGUGUCCUUUGUUAGGAGCAAUGAGGAUGGAACCCUUGGCGAGCUCCUGAAAGACUGGCGGAGACUCAAUGUGGCGAUAACCAGAGCCAAGCACAAACUGAUCCUGCUGGGCAGCGUGUCCUCGCUGAAGCGCUUCCCCCCUCUGGAGAAGCUCUUUGACCAUCUGAACGCAGAGCAGUUAAUCAUGGACCUUCCAUCAAGAGAGCAUGAGAGCCUCUGCCACAUCCUGGGUGACUGUCAGAGAGGUUGACGCACUGCACCGCUACCUGUCUCGGCAUCGGCAGUGACGUGAUGCUCCAGCAUACGUUUGCUGGAAAUGGCCACCCUUAAACUGGAGAUGACUUUCAGCCAUCUUUUAGGUACAUAAGGACGUGAACGUACUCUUUUCAAAGUUCCAGAUUUUGCUCUUCUGUUACCAGGCAAAAUUAUACUUUAAAAGUACUGAUGUACCCAAAAUUGAGAAGUCUAAAUUUGCAAAUACGUCUGUGUGUGGAAAAAUAUCUGUGUAUGGCCAAGGAAAAAAAAAGUAAGAUUUUCACCUUAAAAGUCUUGGGGUCUGUGCUGUAACGCCUGAGGAUCAGUCAUAUUCAAGGUCGAGGUCCUCAAAAGAAACUACAACUCUGGGUUCUGAUUCCAGAAUCGUAGUCGUUAAAUUUAAAAGAUCAGACAGACUGGCCCGUAUCAUUGGUUGAAGCCACUGUGCCAAGGAGACCAGGGGACCAUUUCUCUGAAUCUUGGGGUUUCCUGGUUGGCUUUGCUUUUCAGUGUCACCUGUGAUUUUGCUCUGAGCUUGGUCUUUGAGUUACACCCAUGAGUUGUGUGUCCUGUUCUUUACUCCUCACCUUCCCUGUCCCUUCGUAAGUUUUUGGGACUCUGAAGUUUAACAUUAGAGGAGGACUCAAUAUAAAAUGUAUUUUUAAUGUAUUUUUUUAUGAAGCA
Molecule: messenger RNA, 3878 nt
Organism: Grammomys surdaster
Lineage: Eukaryota; Metazoa; Chordata; Mammalia; Rodentia; Muridae
Gene: Dna2
Product: DNA replication helicase/nuclease 2
Exons: 21
Coding region: 1-3189 (1062 amino acids)
Biological process (GO): replication fork reversal
Cellular component (GO): cytoplasm
Molecular function (GO): single-stranded DNA helicase activity; 5'-flap endonuclease activity
Source: RefSeq, a predicted model, not a curated record